Messenger RNA from Linum trigynum, 596 nucleotides. The record is from the annotation of a GenBank genome assembly. Lineage: Eukaryota; Viridiplantae; Streptophyta; Magnoliopsida; Malpighiales; Linaceae.
CAAAAACCACACCAUACCAACCAACAAACAAACCCAAAUUUCCAAAUAACACAUCCAACUACGUACUUAGAAAAAAAAGAUGGCCAAAUCUGGCAACUCCUCCUCCUCCGGCUUAGUUCUGGCGGCGGCUCUGCUGCUGCUUUUUCUGGCAAUAAGUAGGCCAGCCGAAGCCAGAACGUGCGGGGUCGACAUCCGCGGCGGCGGAAUGCAAGGACUACGUGAAGAAAGGGUCGAAGCAGUGACCCGUCGCCGCAGUGCUGCAGCGCCAUUGGGGAUCUCUUAAUCUCUUUAGAGAGGUCGGAGGCUUUGAGGAGGUUGAACUUCUCUGUCAACUGCGAUGGGCAAAUGAUUAAAUAAAUAAGAUAAUUAUUAAUUAAACACAUAUUAGGAGUGGGGUAAAUGAGGGGCAAUUCAGUCAUUUCACAAGUCAUUUAACAGCCACUUAACAGAUAAAUAAAUGGAAUGGUAGAAUCGUUACGUUUUAAUAAUAGAAGGGUAUGUUUGUGCGAAAAUUUAGCAGAGGAGUACGUUUGUUAAUUUACCAUAGUAGAGGGGUACAAAAUACUAUUAACCCUUAAUUAAAUUACUUUAAGGGG